CAGCAUGGUCGGUCCACAUAAUUGACGUGAUGUGGAACUCUUAGCUCGGUCGAUAAAUCUCUUGGUAACUAAUAACCGACUCGACGUGGCGAACUCGGAAAAUUGCUCCUCUUCUCCCUCUUUAAUUAUCUCUUCCAUGCAAAAUCAGGCGCAAUGUUUCGUGAAGGGACAUUGGAAUGGUGACAAGAAAGCUGUCGGAUCUCCUGAAGACAUGCAUUGCUAACAAAUCACUGUCACGGGGCAAACUUGCCCAUCAAAAGAUCGUAUCGUUGGGCCUCCAAGACAACAUCGUCCUGUCGAAGAGCCUCAUCAACUUCUACUUCUCCUGCCAUUUGUACGGUUCCGCCGAGCUAAUCUUUCGAACCUCCGGUGCCCUGCGCUCCUCGGACGUGUCCCUAUGGAACUGCCUCAUGGCGGCUUACACCAAGAGUUCCAUGUUCAGGGAAGCCCUCGGCCUCUUCGAGGAGCUGCUGACCGACCCUUGCCUGAAACCCGAUGUUUACACCUACCCGAAUGUCCUCAAGGCCUGUGGCGAGUUGGGUCGGGUUGGCAACGGAGAAGCUUUCCAUGCCCAGUUGGUGAAAGCUGGUUGUUUGUCGGAUGUUGUGAUUGGAAGCUCUGCCGUGAGCAUGUAUGCAAACUGCAGGAGGUUCCGGGAUGCGGUUCGGGUGUUCGAUGAAAUGGGCGAAAGAGACGCUGCGUGCUGGAACACUGUGAUGUCUUGUUGUUAUCAGAGCGGCCGACCUGAGAAAGCAUUGGAAUUGUUCGAGAGGAUGAAGGGUUCGGGAGUCAAGCCUAGUUUGGUGACUUUCACGACUGCGAUCUCUUCGUGUUCUCGGCUUCUGGACUUGGAGAGGGGAAAGGAGAUUCACGGAGAGUUGGUGAAAUGCGGGUUACCUCUGGAUGGCUUUGUUGGCUCUGCUCUUGUGGACAUGUACGGAAAAUGCGGUGAGUUAGAGAAGGCUAAGGAAAUCUUCGAGCAGAUGCCGGAGAAGACCGUGAUCUCGUGGAAUGCAAUGAUCUCGGGGUUCAGUCUCAUAGGUGACAGUUCUUUGUGCAUCGGACUGUUGAAGAGAAUGAACGGGGAGGGGAUUAAACCCUCUUUGGCUACUCUAAGCAGCAUAUUAACUGCUGCUUCAAGGUCGGCACAGCUUCAAGAUGGAAAAUUUAUUCACGGGUAUAUCAUAAGAAAUGGGGUGGCACUCGAUCUCUUUUUAGAUUGUUCAUUGAUCGAUUUCUAUUUUAAGUGUGGAAGGGUUGCUUCGGCAGAAAACGUGUUUAGGAAGUCGGGGAGGAUGGAUGUUAAUUCUUGGAACGUAAUGAUCUCUGGAUAUGCGAGUGUAGGCAAUUAUUUUGAAGCUCUUGAGAUUUUUGAUGAAAUGAAGAGAGUUGGUGGCAGGCCCGAUGCAAUUACGUUCACAAGUAUUCUAUCGGUUUGUUCUCAGUUGGCAAGCUUGGAGAAGGGCAAGGAAAUCCAUGAAACCAUCAAGGAGAGCAGAUUUGAAACGAACGGAAUCGUCAUGGGGGCUCUUCUCGAGAUGUACGCUAAGUGCGGAGCAGUCAAUGAAGCUCAUCAGGUCUUUGAACGACUGCAAAUUAAAGAUCUCAUGUCAUGGACCUCUAUGAUUGCUGCCUACGGAUCUCAUGGUCGGGCCCAGGAAUCCUUAAAUCUCUUUGCUAAAAUGAGAGCAGAGAAUAUCGAACCUGACAAAGUUACUUUCCUAGCGGUGUUAUCGGCUUGUAGUCAUGGUGGAUUAGUUGAUGAAGGAUGUUACUAUUUCACCCAGAUGAUCACUGAGUAUGGUAUCAAACCUGAAACCGAACAUUACUCUUGUUUGGUUGAUUUGCUUGGACGAGCUGGGAGACUCAGAGAGGCUUAUAAAAUUUUCCACCAAAUCCCAGAUGUUAGUAGAGAUCUUGGGUUGUUAAGCAGCCUAUUCUCUGCAUGUUAUUACCAUCGGGACAUAGAAUUGGGAGAGGAGAUAGCAAGAACAGUUUCUAAAACUGAUCUUGAUGAUCCGUCUACCAAUGUUAUGCUGUCGAACAUGUAUGCUUCUGUCAGGAGGUGGGAUAAAGUCAGGCAGGCGAGAUCAAAGAUGAAAGAGUUGGGGCUGAAGAAGAAUCCCGGUUGUAGUUGGAUCGAGAUUAACCAGAUAAUUCAUCCUUUCCUUGUAGAAGACAAGUCCCACCCAAUGGCCCAAACAUUGUAUGAUUGUCUUACAGUUCUCAGCAAUCACAUGGAGAAUGAUGAAUUCGAAAUGCUUCCUCAUGAGAUUGCAUGUGAAGGAUAGAUCAUUGAUAAGCAGACUCAUCUCAUAAUUUUUGUUUUCGACCAGUUUUAAGAUGAAUUGCUUGUAGUUUAUACGUAAAUCUUUGCAGAGAAGAAAAGGAGGGCAUAAUACAAUGUAGCCGAUGGUUGCAUUUUUUGUCUCGAAUUUUGUAUAGUGAUUCACAAUAUGUUGAAUGAGAAAUGAUCCAAGAAGCCUUCUUGAA
Molecule: messenger RNA, 2493 nt
Organism: Punica granatum (pomegranate)
Lineage: Eukaryota; Viridiplantae; Streptophyta; Magnoliopsida; Myrtales; Lythraceae
Source: RefSeq, a predicted model, not a curated record